CUUCUGAUACUACUAUUUGUCAAGUACCAGAAUGUGGAAAAACAUUCACUUAUCACAAAACCACUUCUACUAUGAAAACACAUCUUUCAAGUGUUCAUUAUAUUACAAAAACUGUCAUUGAAAAACAACAAAGCUCUAUAUCAUCCAUGACUCAGAUAUUGUUACCAAAAAUUAUAAGCAAUACAAUAAAAGUACCUUAUAGUACCAAACAACAAAAGGAAAUCAAUCAAUAUUUAGUAAAAUUUAUUGUGGGAACUGUUCAAUCUCUUCAAUUAGUUAAAGCUCCUGAUUUUCUUAACUUUUGUAAAAAAUUAGAUUCCAAAUAUAAAGUUUCAGUUACAAAAAUAUUAAAAGAUGAAAUUGAUUUCACAUAUCACUAUACAUAUGAUCAAGUAAAAGAAGAAAUCAACAACAGUGCUGAAUAUGUUGCACUUACUUUGGAUUUCUGGAAUUCUAAAGCACAUCUAUCUUAUUUAGGAGUUACUUGUCAUUGGUUGUCAUUAAAUUUCGAAUACAAAAAAAUUCUCCUAACUAUUGGAGAGUUACCAUAUCCACAUGAAGCUUCUCAAAUAGUAGAAUAUAUGAAAAACUUGCUUAAUAUAUGGAAUUUAGAGUUUAAAGUCUUAUCUAUUACAACUGAUAAUGCUGCUAAUGUGAAAAAAGCAAUUAGAAAUCUCGGAGUUGGAACUCAUUCAUUAAUUCCAACCAGUCUUGAAUGGCAUACAAUUGAAAAACUUAUACCACUUCUUGAACCUUUUGAACAAGCAACUCGUUUAAUGAGUGGUUCCAAGUUUGCUACUCUUGGAAUAAUGUAUCCAGUUAUGAUUGGAUUACUGAAUAGAUUACCAAAUGAUUUUUCUAAUCUUAAUGAUCGAAUGGCCAACAAUGUUAAAGAUAUUAUCCAAGAUGAUAUGAAGUCCAGAUGGGAAUUACCUCAUGAGCUGGGAAUAUAUGAUUCAUUCUUUGAUCUAUGA
Molecule: messenger RNA, 974 nt
Organism: Ambispora gerdemannii
Lineage: Eukaryota; Fungi; Glomeromycota; Glomeromycetes; Archaeosporales; Ambisporaceae
Source: the annotation of a GenBank genome assembly